AAGCUGUCAGUUCCACAAAUCAUAUUCCUGCGGUGAUGCUCUUAGAAAUGUCACAGUUUUGUUCGUGGAGAACUCUCCUCUUACUACUUUCAACAGUGGGUUAUGGACAUGCAUCCAAGUGCACAACGCGCCGAUGUCUGGCUGAAAUGCUAAUCAAGAAAAAAAUGACAUCUCAGCCACAGUAUGAAAACUGUACCCAAGAAAUAGAUAUUCCACUCAUUGAGUACCAAACAUUAGCAGUUGACACAAAGAAUCUCCAUUUAGUUAGUUCUCUUAAGGUCACAAUGGUUUGGAAAGAUCCUGAGCUGCAAUGGAACACAUCUGAGUACGAGUACAAUCAGGUGGUCGUACCGGUUAAUACAGUCUGGACGCCAGUGAUUCGCAUAACAAAUGGAGUUUCAACGACGACAAAACACAGUUCCAGUGACCUGCUGGUGCACAGUAACGGCAGCCUGAAGCACAGUUUGCUCAUAUAUACAGAGGUGAACUGUGAGGUCAACCUGUUCAACUAUCCGUUUGCUUCUGAUGCAUGUCCUGUCGCAAUCCACACCUGGAGCAGCAGCGAAUGUGGUACAACAAUGAAUCUGGAUAAACUGAAGAUGUCUGAUAGUUCACAUGGAGAUUGGCAAACUGACUCUGUGGCCUUUGACAAAAAACCAAAUGGCCAAAAUUACAUUUUGGUGAAACUGAGAAUCCGAUUCCUCAACCCCUUCAUAACCUUGAUGAUGCCCAGUAUCCUGAUUAUCGUGGCUGAUGUGGUGAGUUUUGCUCUUCCUCUGGGAGGUGGUGAGCGCAACUCCUUCAAGGUGACUCUGGUGCUCAGCUUCACCAUGUUCCUCAUCAUCCUCAACGACGAGCUCCCUGGAGACAGCUACUGCCGGCCCAUCAUCCGAACCCACUUCUGCAUUUGUCUGGUUACCCUGGUAGUGAGCAUGUUGGUGUCCAUGGUGCUUACACGAGUGGCCAAAGAAGGAGGCAUUAUGUUCUGCUGCAGAUCCAAAUGUUCAACAAGAAAAAAAGACAAAAAAGAGGACGAGGAAGAUAAAGCUGACAUCAGCGUUAUCCAGCUGAGCGCCUCGGAGCAGAACAGUCACGUGAUCAGAAAGGUGGUCAGCUUCCUGGAUGCUCAAGAUGCCAAGGAACAGGAAAGUGAGAAAAAACAGAAAAUUGCCAACAUGGUGGACAAGACAGUAUUCUGGAUGUAUUUUGUUCUUGCCCUUUCUUACUUUUGUGGAAUGUUUUAUGUGUUGGUGAAUCGUGUGUGUAGUAUCGACCACUUUGACUUUUAUUCUGAUUACGAUUAACUUCCUUUUCUGAUGCUGCAUGUCUUUACUAUAAUAAAAAUAAAAUGGCACAAUUUCAGGUCAGUAAGUUGAUGUAAAUAUAAGCAUUCUUUCUCUUGUUUCUCUUACAUUUGUAUAUCCUCUGAUAGUGAUACUGAUUUUUUCCAGAAGAAAAUGUGUUACCACAUUUAUGAAAAUCUCAUCUGAUUUUUACUUCCUUUUAGACUUUUUCAGUCAACAGAAUGACGUUUACUCAAACACAUAGAAGUAGUCUAACCUAUUGUGACACUUGUUUCUUUGCAUGUUUGCAUUUUGAUGAAUGAAAGUAGGUGCCUUCAUUUUAGUACAACCACAACAUCUGAACAGAUUUACUGCAAAAAAUCUGAUAAGACAAUGCACAGACAUUUAAUACAGAUUUGUACAGAUUUGACUUCAGGUCAAUAAAAACAUUGCCUUCACUACUUACUGUUUUUUUUUUUUUUUUUGAUACAUCCAGGUGUACUAGAGAUGUUAUUUUACUCACUGAUGUGUGUCUCGGCGUGGAUGACUUACUUAAAUCAUCCCUUAGUUACUGAAGCUGCAAAAUACUCCUGUUCAUUUGUUGCCACCUAGUGGUUAAACAAUUCCCUGCAGACUAAGAGCGCUUGAGGCCAUG
Messenger RNA from Sphaeramia orbicularis (orbiculate cardinalfish), 1938 nucleotides. RefSeq names its product 5-hydroxytryptamine receptor 3A-like. Gene Ontology annotation, biological process: monoatomic ion transmembrane transport. The transcript is spliced from 9 exons. Gene Ontology annotation, molecular function: extracellular ligand-gated monoatomic ion channel activity; transmembrane signaling receptor activity. Gene Ontology annotation, cellular component: membrane. The record is from RefSeq and is a predicted model, not a curated record. Bases 36 to 1304 code for a protein of 422 amino acids. NCBI's taxonomy places the organism in Eukaryota, Metazoa, Chordata, Actinopteri, Kurtiformes, Apogonidae.